AUGGAUGAUGGUCACUGGCACCCGAUCGCGUUUUGGUCCAGAAAACUCACAGAAGCAGAAAGACAUUAUCAAACAUAUGAUUUAGAAAUGUUGCCGAUUGUAGAAGCUUUCAGGCAAUGGCGCCACUACCUACAUGGUAGCAGGCACCCAAUAGUUGUUUUAUCUGACCAUGCCAACCUCCGGCGCUUCAUGACGACGAAGCAGCUAAAUGGGCGUCAGAUUCGUUGGAUGCAAAUGCUCUCAGCGUUCGAUUUUGAAAUUGAGCACCAUCCUGGGAAAAAUAAUCCCGCAGAUGCACCAAGUCGUCGCUCAGAUUAUAUAAAACACGCAGCUCCCUUGACGGGGCUCCCUACCCUGCAAGAGAAGCUGCGUAAGGGGAUCUUUAAGUCACUAAAGACAAAAGAAAACACAAAGUUAGACCAAUGUGUCAAGAUGGUGCGAAAAAAUCUGCAAGUUAAAGAAAAUUGUUGGGCGAAGGGGCCCGUAGUCAUCGAUGACAACAAACCCUGCAGGAUAAAGAACGCACCUGCAGAUGAGAACGAAGUCGCCGGCGUUACGGGGUUAGACCUAGGGACCCUGGUGCCACGGAUUCUAGCCGUUAAGGUAUUUGAGUCCGAGAUAGCCUAUCGCGAAGAGGUAGCUGAAUCUAUUGUCGAACUCUUGCUGCAGGUUCAGAAUAGGGACGCUGGCACGUCUGAACUUCGCAGAAGACUAGAGGUGGGUGACGCUAGCGUAGGUGAUCGUUCGACCUGGGCAGUAGACAAAGAUGGCCUGCUCAGGAAAGAUGGUAAAGUCUACGUACCGCAAGACAAGGCCGUAAGGCAUGAAAUAAUGAAAAUGAACCACGAUGAUCCCCAAGGUGGCCAUUUUGGACGUGACAAAACCAUCGAAGCGAUCAAACGCAAGUACUCGUGGCAUGGUAUGAGCGAUGAGAUUGCAGAAUAUGUGAGGACCUGCGAUGUUUGCCAACGCGUCAAGAUACCGCGGCAUAAGCCGUACGGGUUGCUACAACCACAUCCAGUGCCAGAUAAGAAAUGGCAUACAAUCAGUAUGGACUUUAUUGAAGGCCUACCAGAUAAUAAGAAGGGAAGUCAAACUUACAAUGCUAUUGUCGUAUUUGUUGAUUUGUUCACUAAAUGGGCCAUAAUUGUACCCACAUCUUCAAAGCUAGAUGCGGAAAGACUCGCGGACAUUAUUGUAUGGAAGCUUGCGAAGAACUUUGGCCUACCUGCGAACAUUAUUAGCGACCGAGAUUCAUUAAUAAACAGCAAGUUCUGGUCAACAUUAUGUUACUUACUCCAUGUCCGACGAAAAUUAUCAACAGCCUUCCAUCCGCAAACCGACGGCCAAACGGAACGAUUGAACCAGGUGAUUGAACAUUAUCUUCGCACAUAUUGCAGCUACCAGCAGGAUAACUGGAUAGAGUGGAUUCCCCUGGCGCAAUGGGCAUAUAAUAACGCCUUCCACGCAUCGAUAAAAAUGACACCAUCUGAAGCGAUGAUCGGCCGACCAACUGAACUUCGUAUAGACGUGGAACCCCCAAGCACGGGCGCGUCAAAGUCGGCGAUAGAACAAGUGGAACGGAUGAAGCAAGCAGAAAACAGGAUCCGAGAAUGCCUAGAAGCUGCCAAAGCAGCUGAGAAAAAGUAUUAUGAUCAGCGCCAUAUACCAAAAAGCUUUAAGAUAGGGGACUGGGUAAUGCUGCGUGCAAAAAAUAUAUCCACCUUGCGACCUUCACCCAAACUAGAUCAUCGAUUUUUGGGUCCCUUCCAAAUAAUUGAUAUACGCGGUACGCAGGCGUACAAACUGAAGCUUACGCCACAAUAUAAAGGAAUUCAUCCCGUGUUCCACGUUUCCCUUCUCGAACCGUAUCACGCGCGCGACGGACAGAUCCCACAGGCAGAACCGAUAAUUAUAGACGCGCAGGAGGAAUGGGAAGUUGAAGCUAUAUUGGAUAAACGUCAGUACCGUGGUCAAACCCAAUAUCUUGUUAAAUGGAAGGAUUGCACAGACGCGGAUAAUUCUUGGGAACCUGAAGAAAAUUUGGUGAACAGCCAGGAGUACUUGGAACAGUUUAAUAAAACCUAUCAGGAGCCAGUCAAUCCGCCUCAGCUUGGCCAGUGUCAUUUGAGGAAUUGUCACCAAGGCAGACGUGCUUAUUACCCCGGAUUUCCUCAACUGGCGAAGCACGACGUUUCAACGAUGACUCGGGAGCUGCGACCGGCGAUGUAG
Molecule: messenger RNA, 2232 nt
Organism: Histoplasma mississippiense
Lineage: Eukaryota; Fungi; Ascomycota; Eurotiomycetes; Onygenales; Ajellomycetaceae
Exons: 2
Coding region: 1-2232 (743 amino acids)
Biological process (GO): DNA integration
Molecular function (GO): nucleic acid binding
Source: RefSeq, a predicted model, not a curated record